Messenger RNA from Pestalotiopsis fici W106-1, 2673 nucleotides. RefSeq lists its product as uncharacterized. The transcript is spliced from 2 exons. Gene Ontology annotation, molecular function: DNA binding; ATP binding; DNA ligase (ATP) activity. Gene Ontology annotation, biological process: DNA recombination; lagging strand elongation; mitochondrial DNA repair. The record is from RefSeq and is a predicted model, not a curated record. The coding region runs from base 1 to 2673 and encodes 890 amino acids. Gene Ontology annotation, cellular component: DNA ligase III-XRCC1 complex. Lineage: Eukaryota; Fungi; Ascomycota; Sordariomycetes; Amphisphaeriales; Sporocadaceae.
AUGGCGAGCCCCGCGAAAAAGCGGAAGCUGAACAAGGACAACAAGCAAUCGGCAAUACCUUCCAGAGGCUUGGAGUACUUCUUUGCCAAGCAGAACAAGAAUGGAUAUACUUCAAAUGCAAACACCGACCAAGAGACAGCGGGUGCAACGGAGGGAGAUCAUGAGAUGACGGACGAGGCACUGGCCAUGAAGCUGCAGGCCGAGUGGGACGCGGAAGUCGCAGCGGAACGACGGAACGACCAAGCGCUGCAGCAGACGGAGAGCGCAAAGUCUCAUGCGGAUGCUGUUGCUACCGACAAUACAUGUGGCAUUCAAGAUACUGGGCAGAUAGAAGUUCCAAAGAAAUCUGCUUCACCAGUGUCACUUCCAGCCGAGCCAAAGGGCAAGAGCACGCUCUCGCUACAGUCCGUGGCUGCUUCAGUAGACACAGUAUCGGAAUCCAUCCCGAUGGACCAGAGCCCUCUGACAUUUGAUCCAAGUGCAUUCGUGUCUCAGCUGAAAGAACACUGGGCUAGCGAGGAUGGCAGUGCUUCAUAUGCACUACUGACACGGUGUUUCGUCCUAGUGAGCAGCACCUCAAGUCGGAUCAAGAUCGUGGACACGUUGGUCAACUGCCUCCGCAUCAUCAUUGAAGCUGAUCCCGAGAGCCUGCUCCCCGCGGUGUGGUUGGCUACAAACUCCAUUUCGCCGCCCUACAUCUCCCUCGAAUUGGGACUAGGAGGGUCGGCCAUCUCAAAGGCGCUCAAGCAGGUGUGCGGGCUGGACAAUCGCUCGCUCAAGGCCAUUUACGACAAGUAUGGCGAUGCAGGCGAUGUGGCGUUUGAGGCCAAGAAGAAGCAGAGCUUUACUCUCCGAAAGCCCAAGCCGCUUACCAUCAAGGGCGUAUACCAGGCUCUAGUAAAGAUUGCAAGCAGCCAGGGCCAGGGCAGUGCCGAGACCAAGCAGCGGAUCGUCGAUCGACUGCUACAUGAUGCGCGGGGUGGUGAGGAGAGUCGCUUUAUCGUACGGACUCUAUGUCAACACUUAAGAAUCGGCGCAGUAAAGACGACCAUGCUCAUCGCCCUGUCUCGAGCUUUUCUCUUGUCGCGCCCCCCAGGCGCAGACUUUGAGCUCAAGUCCACCGAGGAGCUGUCAAAAUUGAAGAAGGAGGAACUCGCCGAGGUUUGGGGUCGAGCCGAAGAGAUUGUCAAGGCAUGCUUUGCACGAAGACCAAACUACAGCGACUUGAUCCCAGUCAUGCUCGAGAUUGGCGUUUGCGAUGAGCUUCUUUUGCGCUGCGGACUGACAUUGCACAUCCCGCUACGACCCAUGCUGGGAAGCAUCACAAGGGAUUUGUCAGAGAUGCUCACCAAACUUCAAGGCCGGGACUUUGCCUGUGAGUUCAAGUACGACGGUCAGAGAGCGCAAGUCCACUGCGAUGAAAAAGGCAAAGUUUCCAUCUUCUCACGGCAUCUUGAAGUCAUGACAGACAAAUAUCCAGACCUCGUGGAUCUCGUUCCGAAAAUCCGCGGCGAAGGUGUGAGCAGCUUCAUCAUGGAGGGCGAAGUGGUAGCCGUAGAUCGGCAAACCGGUGAACUCAAAACCUUUCAAACAUUAACGAAUCGAGCGAGGAAAGACGUGGCUAUUGGAAGCAUCACUAUAGACGUCUGCUUGUUUGCAUUUGACUUGAUGUACCUCAACGGGCAGCCUCUGUUAGACCGAUCAUUUCGUGAACGAAGAGACAUGCUGAAAUCUCUGUUUACCGAGAUCCCCCACCACUUCACCUGGGUCAAGAAUCUGGAUGCCACGUCUCAAGACUCGGACGCUGUCCUCGACUUCUUUAAACAAGCAACCGACAUCAAAUGCGAGGGUAUCAUGGUCAAGAUCCUGGACAAUUUACAUGACCUGCCCGCGCCCGCUCAUGUUGACUCCAACCAGGAUACAACGUCGGAGAACACACCCACGGCCAAGUCCAAAGGCAAAGCAAAUUCCACAGCCUCGGAGAAGAAAACUCGGCGGAAGCCGCUACUUGCUACGUAUGAGCCAGACAAACGCCUUGACUCAUGGCUCAAGGUCAAAAAAGACUACAGCGCCUCCUUUGAUACCCUAGAUCUCGUUCCCAUUGCUGGGUGGCAUGGUCAAGGGCGGAAAGCCAAGUGGUGGUCUCCUAUCUUGCUGGCAUGUCGCAAUGAGGAGACGGGCCAGCUUGAGGCUGUUUGCAAGUGCAUAAGUGGGUUCACAGACGCAUUUUACAAGGCCAACAAGGCGCACUAUGACGAUGGUUCAGGCGAACCAGAUGCGGACGAUAGGAAUGAGCAAGAUGAUGAGCAGGUCGAUGAGGAAGCCAACCGAGACGCUGAGGAUGUGGAGAAAAGGUACAAGAACAUCCGCAGGACGAAACCAAGCUUUGUAGAGUACAAUGGGCACCCAGAUGUGUGGUUCGAGCCACAAGAAGUGUGGGAGAUGGCUUUCGCUGAUAUUACACUUUCGCCUACCUACACCGCGGCGAUUGGACUGGUUAGUCAGGAUAGAGGCUUGAGCAUGCGUUUCCCUAGAUUCUUAAAGAAGAGGGACGAUAAAGGUAUAGAUGAAGCGAGUACUAGUGAGUUUCUUGCAGGGCUUUGGAGGAAGCAAGAAGCAAAAGCACCGCCUCCACCGAUAAAAGAGGAUGAUGAGGACGAAGAUGAUGGCUAG